AUGCCCACGUCAAACUCCUCCUCCUCCUCCUCCGCCACCACCGAGGCCGUCGCCCACAUCGAGCACGCGCUGCCGGACCCCCAGCAGGUCAAGGCCAAGGCCGCCUCGGGCCUGCUCAACCAGCUGCGCGACACGGGCGCCGGUGCUGUCGGCGGCGUCUGCGCCGUCGUCGUCGGCCACCCCUUUGACCUCGUCAAGGUCCGCCUGCAGACCGCCGAGCGCGGCGUCUACUCCUCCGCCAUCGACGUCGUCAAGAAGAGCGUCGCCCGCGACGGCCUGCGCCGGGGUCUCUACGCCGGUGUCAGCGCGCCCCUCGUCGGCGUGACCCCAAUGUUCGCCGUCUCCUUCUGGGGCUACGGCGUCGGCAAGCAAAUCGUCACCAACCUCUCCUCCGUCGGCCCCGAGGGCCUCUCCAUCGCGCAGGUCUCCGCCGCCGGCUUCCUCUCUGCCAUCCCCAUGACCGCCAUCACCGCGCCCUUUGAGCGCGUCAAGGUCAUCCUGCAGGUCCAGGGCCAGAAGCCGCUCGCCCCCGGCGAGAAGCCGCGCUACAGCGGCGGCCUCGACGUCGUCCGCUCGCUCUACCGCGAGGGCGGCCUGCGCAGCGUCUUCCGCGGCUCCGUCGCCACCCUCGCCCGCGACGGGCCCGGCUCCGCCGCCUACUUCGCCGCCUACGAGUACAUCAAGCGUAUGCUCAGCCCCAAGGAUCCCGUGACGGGCCGGCCGGCCGGCGACCUCAGCAUCGGCGCCAUCAUCGCGGCAGGCGGCGCGGCGGGCGUGGCCAUGUGGAUCCCCGUGUUCCCCGUGGACACGGUCAAGUCUCGCCUGCAGACGGCGGAGGGCAACGUCUCGCUCGGCGGCGUCGUCCGCGAGCUCUACGGCAAGGGCGGCUUCAAGGCCUUCUUCCCGGGCUUCGGCCCCGCGCUGGCGCGUGCGGUGCCGGCCAACGCGGCCACCUUCCUGGGCGUCGAGCUGGCGCACAAUGCCAUGAACAAGGCCUUUGGCAAGGCCGAGUAA
Cordyceps fumosorosea ARSEF 2679 is the source of this 1014-nucleotide messenger RNA. Its product is annotated as carnitine/acylcarnitine carrier protein. The record is from RefSeq and is a predicted model, not a curated record. The transcript has 2 exons. Gene Ontology annotation, biological process: carnitine transmembrane transport; mitochondrial transport. NCBI's taxonomy places the organism in Eukaryota, Fungi, Ascomycota, Sordariomycetes, Hypocreales, Cordycipitaceae. Bases 1 to 1014 code for a protein of 337 amino acids. Gene Ontology annotation, molecular function: O-acyl-L-carnitine transmembrane transporter activity. Gene Ontology annotation, cellular component: mitochondrial envelope.